Messenger RNA from Branchiostoma belcheri (Belcher's lancelet), 400 nucleotides. RefSeq lists its product as uncharacterized. Bases 56 to 400 code for a protein of 114 amino acids. The record is from RefSeq and is a predicted model, not a curated record. NCBI's taxonomy places the organism in Eukaryota, Metazoa, Chordata, Leptocardii, Amphioxiformes, Branchiostomatidae. The transcript is spliced from 4 exons.
CAACACUAGGAGGCUGUCUGGAUUUGGUUUGACGGAUGGGGAGUCUGUUGAGAGGAUGUGGGCUUAUCUCCGAAGAUUUGCAAGCACAACAAAGGAGAUGACGGCAUCUCGCCGUGUUGACCUCCUGACUGAUGCCCUCCUGCAUUACACUAGGCGAAAGUCCAGUGACAUGGAGCUUACUCUUAAGAAGAAGCUGGAUAGUGCAAGGAAGUCUGAGUGUGUUGCCCAAGAAGGUCUGGCAGCUGUUAUGGAGGAUGCAAAUGUCUCAAUGGAUGACAUAAAAACUUGGGCAACGAGGGAAAAGGAGGCCAUUUGGAGGGAAAAGAGUCCCACUCCAACACGUCCAGGGUGGAAGCAGGAUUAUGCAACAAAGUUACAGAAGUUAAAGGCAGUCCGGUGA